UGUGGUGGAGGUGGAUACAGCAGUCGGAGAACCUCUGGGAGAGACAAAUAUGGACCACCUGUACGCACAGAAUUCAGACUUAUUGUAGAAAAUCUUUCUGGUCGUUGCAGUUGGCAAGAUUUAAAGGAUUUCAUGAGACAAGCAGGUGAAGUAACCUAUGCAGAUGCUCACAAAGAACGCACCAAUGAAGGUGUCAUUGAGUUUCGCUCCUACUCUGACAUGAAGCGUGCUUCGGAUAAACUGGACGGUACAGAACUCAAUGGGAGAAAUAUUAGACUCAUUGAAGAUAAGCCACGAACAAGCCAUAGGCGGUCUUAUUCUGGAAGCAGAUCUAGGUCACGAUCUAGAAGACGGUCACGAUCUAGAAGUCGUAGGAGCAGCCGCAGUAGAUCUCGAAGUAUCUCAAAAAGUCGCUCCCGGUCCAGGUCUCGGAGCAAAGGUCGGUCACGGUCUCGUUCCAAAGGCAGGAAAUCUAGAUCAAAAAGCAAAUCUAAACCCAAGUCCGAUCGGGGCUCCCGUUCGCGCUCUCGGAGCAGAUCGAAGGAUGAGUAUGAGAAAUCUCGAAGCAGGUCUCGUUCUCGAUCUCGUUCUCCCCAAGAAAAUGGAAAAGGUGAUAUAAAGUCCAAAUCUAGAUCAAGGAGCCAAUCCCGUUCCAAUUCACCCCUACCUGCUCCACCCUCAAAGGCCCGUUCUGUGUCCCCUACACCAAAAAGAGCUUCAAGAUCCCAUUCUCGUUCAAAGUCAAGGUCACGAUCCAGAUCAAGUUCCAGAGAUUAACCCAGAACUCUCCAUUCUUUGCACACUAUUACAGAACACUUUCCUACUUGCUUAGUCAGUUACUCUUUCAUGUUUCUACUUGGCCUCUUCUGCAAGAAGAAACCUCCUAAAUCGGGCACACAGAAAUUGGAUUUGUAGCCAAAUUUGAUGAAAAAGAUGAGGUUCUAAAGAAAUGGCAUGAAGUCAAAUAUCCUCUCCCUUCUUUGUAGAAUUAAGAUAACUUUAAUUUUAUAGCUUUUGAGCUAAAAUAACUUUUGUAAAGAUUAAGCUCAUUUAGAUUUUUUUUUUUAAGUAUUUCAGCAGGAUCUGCUGGAGGGGUUUUGUUAUUGUUAUAUUUGUUUGCUUAAUUUUAAAUUAACCGUUUCAGGCUUUGAAUACUUAAGGCUUUAGAGGGAGAACCCAAUUUUCAAUUAUGUUGGCUUUUUAUAAAGCUUGAGUUAUGUAAGAUUUCAAUAAAAGUUUGCUACCAAAAAAAA
Messenger RNA from Dama dama (fallow deer), 1253 nucleotides. RefSeq names its product serine/arginine-rich splicing factor 6-like. The transcript has a single exon. Gene Ontology annotation, cellular component: nucleus; ribonucleoprotein complex; cytoplasm. The record is from RefSeq and is a predicted model, not a curated record. Gene Ontology annotation, molecular function: mRNA binding. NCBI's taxonomy places the organism in Eukaryota, Metazoa, Chordata, Mammalia, Artiodactyla, Cervidae. The annotation marks the transcript as partial. Gene Ontology annotation, biological process: mRNA splice site recognition; alternative mRNA splicing, via spliceosome.